AUGGAUAAAGCUCAAACCCAUUUCUGGAGACCCGACCCACUUCACUCUUCCAUGUUCCGUCCACCAGAAACACCACAAGCACCAAUGGAGUUUCUCUCACGUUCAUGGAGCGUAUCAGCUCUUGAAAUCUCCAAAACUCUCUCCUCCUCCUCUUCUUCCAAACCUCCUAUAAACACCACCAUAGAAGAAAACAUCACCGAAGAAACCUCCUCCUCCUCCUCUGUUUCCUUAAACCCAUUUUCCUUUGCUUCCACUGAAACCACUCAAAUGAUAAUGGAACGCAUCAUGUCACAAACCGAGGAUGUUUCUGUGUCUCCAAGAACUUCAGGGAGACUCUCACAUAGUAGUGGUCCUUUGACAGAUAGUUGUCCUGUUUCACCAUCUGAAAUCGACGAUAUCAAGUACGGCCGUUCAAACAAUGGCGGUGGUGUAAGUUUAAAUAGUUAUCUUGGUGGCAGACCACCUGGUGGUGGUGGUAAGACGGUUGGAAGAUGGCUUAAGGAUAGAAAGGAGAAGAAAAAGGAAGAAGCAAGGGCCCACAAUGCUCAGGUUCAUGCUGCGGUAUCCGUGGCUGCUGUUGCUGCCGCAGUAGCUGCGAUUGCUGCGGCCACGGCCGCCUCGUCUGGGUCUGGAAAAGAUGAGGAGAAAGCGAGUACUGACUCGGCUGUGGCUUCUGCAGCGACGUUGGUGGCGGCUCAGUGUGUUGAGACGGCCGAGGCGUUGGGGGCAGAAAGGGAACAUCUUGCUGCUGUGGUUAGCUCCGCCGUGAAUGUUAGAUCUGCUGGUGAUAUCAUGACUUUAACUGCUGCUGCUGCAACAGCUUUGCGUGGGGCUGCAACAUUGAAAGCGAGGGCAUUGAAAGAAGUUUGGAAUAUUGCAGCAGUGAUUCCUGUGGAGAGAAAUUUGGGGGCUUCUGGUGGUAAUGGUAAUGGAAGUUCCCAUAGUAGCUUCAGCGGUGAGCUUGUACCUGAAGAUAUUUUCUCGGGUACUAUCUAUAGUAGAGAAUUACUUGCAAGAGGUUGUGAGCUUCUGAAGCGCACACGCAAAGGUGAUCUUCACUGGAAAGUUGUAUCUGUAUAUAUAAAUAAAAUGAAUCAGGUUACUCUAAAAAUGAAGAGUAGGCACGUUGCUGGGACCAUUAAGAAAAAGAAAAAGAAUGUGGUGAUUGAACUGAUCAAAGAUAUGCCAGCUUGGACGGGACGCCAUUUGCUGGAAGGCGGUGAGAAUCGUCGCUACUUUGGAUUGAAAACACUGUUGCGUGGUGUCGUUGAAUUUGAGUGCAUGAAUCAAAGAGAGUAUGACGUGUGGACUCAGGGUGUCUCUAGCCUGCUUUCCAUUGCAGCUGAGAAGAACACCAGAAAUAGAUUUUGAGCUCCUGUUCUGAGGGGGGAGAAAUUUAGGCAAUGGGGGACAUUCAAAGGAUCUAUGGUGCCCUUAGCACUAUAGAUCUUUUUGAUAUAUGGUGGGGUUUUGAUCAAUGAUAAAGGGGGGGUGUAAGCUAAAAACUAAAGGCAAAAGUUAUGCCAGUUGGGGUUACUUUAAUCUUGGGAAAUAUGCAUUGGGGUAUUUGGAUGUAUUUUUUGAACUGAAAGUGCACCCAAUGUGAACCAUAGUUGGUAUUGUUCUUUUCAUCACUAUUAUGGAAAGAAAAUGGAAAAUGAGAGUAUCUUGGACUAGGGAACAGUCAAAAAGAAUGGGGAAAGAAUCAUAUUAGAAGGGAAAGUAUAAUGUUAAGACAAAAUACUCUUAUCCUAUCUGUGUUGUUUGCACAUUUGGUCUUGAACCUUAAAACAAAAGUAGUCAAAAGUCUAGAUUUUCAUGUGAUUAAUACAAUAUAAAAUUGUUGGCUUUGGCUCCUGGGUUGGAUCUUUGAACUAUUGUUGCACAUUGUGUGCCAUCAUUGUCUACUUCGUGCACUUUAUCUUUAAUCAAGUGCUUCACAUUGAAUAUUUUA
Messenger RNA from Medicago truncatula (barrel medic), 1954 nucleotides. Its product is annotated as VAN3-binding protein. The record is from RefSeq and is a predicted model, not a curated record. Bases 1 to 1371 code for a protein of 456 amino acids. The transcript is spliced from 7 exons. Gene Ontology annotation, biological process: leaf vascular tissue pattern formation; phloem or xylem histogenesis; auxin-activated signaling pathway. Lineage: Eukaryota; Viridiplantae; Streptophyta; Magnoliopsida; Fabales; Fabaceae.